AUGUUCAGGAAAACUGGCAAAAAGGUGCUGUUCGUGACCAACAACGCUACGAAAUCUAGGAGAAAGCUCAAGGAGAACCUCGACAAGCUCGGUCUCGGUGCUUCCGAGGAGGAGUGCUUCGGCUCCGCCUAUGCCUCUGCGAUCUACCUCUCUGAAGUCCUCAAGUUCCCCAAGGACAAGAAGGUGUAUGUUAACGGAGAGGAAGGUUUGGAGGAGGAACUGGAUGCUUGUGGCAUCAAGCACUGUGGAGGCUCUGACCCCGAGGACAGGGAUUUCAAGCCUCCUAUCAACUGGGAUGCGUUCAAGCCCGACGACGACGUCGAGGCUGUUCUUUGUGGUUUCGACUCUUACAUCAAUUACCAAAAAUUGGGUAAAGCCAUGACCUACUUGCGUAACCCCAAAUGCAAGCUCAUCCUCACCAAUACCGACCCCACCUUUCCCACCCACGGAGAGCUUUUCCCUGGUUCUGGCUCGUUAUCCCUCCCCAUCGUAAACGCGUCCAAGAGAGAGCCUUUGGUGAUUGGCAAACCCAACAAGUCCAUGAUGGAUGCCAUCCUCGCUCACCACAAGGUGGACCCCUCGAAAGCGCUCAUGGUUGGUGACAACCUCGCUACUGAUAUCGAAUUCGGUCUCAACAGCAACAUCCGGACAUUGCUCGUCAUGGGCGGUGUUACCAAGCACGAGCAAGUAUAUGGCGAGAACCCCAGCAAGGUGGUCCCCGACAUGGUCAUCAACAGUCUUGGAGACUUGGCUGUCUUGGCCAGACAGUAA
Messenger RNA from Cryptococcus wingfieldii CBS 7118, 771 nucleotides. Its product is annotated as 4-nitrophenyl phosphatase. The transcript has 6 exons. The coding region runs from base 1 to 771 and encodes 256 amino acids. The record is from RefSeq and is a predicted model, not a curated record. Lineage: Eukaryota; Fungi; Basidiomycota; Tremellomycetes; Tremellales; Cryptococcaceae. Gene Ontology annotation, molecular function: phosphoglycolate phosphatase activity; alkaline phosphatase activity.